This is a messenger RNA of Polistes dominula (European paper wasp), 1116 nucleotides long. RefSeq lists its product as uncharacterized. The record is from RefSeq and is a predicted model, not a curated record. Lineage: Eukaryota; Metazoa; Arthropoda; Insecta; Hymenoptera; Vespidae.
AUGAACAUCACUCAGACAAAUUUGUGGACAGACUCUCAAGUGACAAUCAUAUGGAUCAAGGCUCAUCCAUCAAGAUUGAAGGAUUACGUACGCAACCGCGUAAUUAAAAUUCAGGAACUCUCAAAGAACGCUCAUUUGAGGUAUGUGCCAGGCACAUCAAACCCAGCGGACUUGGCAUCGCGUGGGAUAUUCACAGAUCAGCUGGAAAAGAACACUCUGUGGUGGACGGGACCACCAUGGAUGACUCAAUCAAUGGCCUCAUGGCCGGAUCAGGUCAAAGAAGCUCCUGAUGACUCAUGCGCGCAAGAAGCUCGUGCUAGUGUCGCACUUCUCCGGGUUAUCAGUGGGAUCUCAUUCACAGAUUCUCAACGCUUUAUAGGUUGCUCCGAGUUACAGCUCUCUGCAGUAGAUUUGUCAAGAGGCUCUCAGGAGAGCUUAACUCAGCAUCAGCAGCUUCUAUCUCUGCUAGCGGGAAGGAAGACUCACGACUCCCUUGGGUCAAGGCUACUGAAUCGGCGUACUUUCAAGAAGAAAUCUCACUGCUCUCACGUCAAGCUCAACUGCCAAGCUCGCACCCGCUCUGUAGGCUCACUGCAUUCAUUGAUGCUGGCUGGCGUUGUGCUCAGGGUGGGCGGUCGUCUGUCGAAGUCUGAACUAAUGUACAAGGCCAAGCAUUCUGCAAUUCUCCCUCGUAACUCCAGGUUCUCAGAACUCGUCAUCGCCCAUGCUCACAAGAAGACGAUGCAUGAAGGCACUCAGUCGACUCUGGCAUUCAUCAGACAACUUUACUGGAUCAUCGGAGGAAGAGGCCUACUAAAGUCAAAUGUUUUCAAGUGUGUGGCAUUGACUACGCUGGAACACUCACGCUCAAGACUACUCGAACCACUCAGCGAUGAUCCAGAAGACACCUUGGUGCUCACACCAGGGCACUUUCUCAUUGGAGCGGCACUCAACGCAGUUCCUGAAAGCUCACUGUUGGACAUUUCAGCAAGUCGGCUGUCUAGAUGGCAGUUCAUCCAGCAACGAGUGCAACAGUUCUGGCGCAUGUGGUCAACUCAUUACUUGCAGCAAUUGCAAGACAUCUCAAAGUGGCAUCACGCUUAUAACCACAUUCAG